Clonostachys rhizophaga is the source of this 5301-nucleotide messenger RNA. Lineage: Eukaryota; Fungi; Ascomycota; Sordariomycetes; Hypocreales; Bionectriaceae. The record is from the annotation of a GenBank genome assembly.
AUGGCAUCUUCAGCAUCAGGCCCUACAGUCAUCGAAUCGCUACUGCCUCGGCCACCGACGCCUCCUCGCGAUCUUCACCGACGUGAAGGCGCCCUGGAUCUGGGCCUGAAGUCACUUGCUGGUCAAUCACCUGGGCUUCAACCCCGAGCUAGCCUCCACACUCCGCCAACAGCGAUAUCUCCUUCCCCGUCAGCGACUGCGAAUUCGAAUCGGUCAAGCCAGGCUGCUAAACGCGUGGAGUGGUCAACGCACACCGACUACCAAGAGCCACCCGACUACAACAAAGACAGGCCACGGAAAUCCUCCCCAUUGUCUGCUCCGUCAUCAGCAUCGUCAAAACCGAUCAAAGGCAUUCUGAAACAAACACCAUCAUCCAACAUCUUCGCAUCAUCCUGGGACGGCAGUUUGGAUGGUUCGCUUGGACAGGCCAGUAUCACAGAGAUGCUCGACUCCACCAUCAAACAACUUGCCGGAGCCGACCGCGACUUUAGACGAGAUGCCUACAUGAUGCUUAGCCGAGCAUUGAAGACUUCCAACAAUCUUCCCGAUAGAGUUGCGCUGCAGGAUAAAAUGAGCUUGCUCAUGCAAUUUAUCCAGCGCGACAUUACCUCCAAGAAGGAAGAUGGCUCCCCCGAUACGACUCUUGUGAACCAUGCCCUUGGUCUCCUUGCCACCUUUCUACACUUUCCCGCUAUCGCUUCUACCAUCACAUCCGACUUCGCCGUCUUCAUUAUCGACCACUCUAUUCGCUGUUUUGAGGAUCCCACGUUAUCAAAGGAUGUGGCUCGUCAUUUGAUGCAGGUCGUUGCUUUCCAGAAUUUCUCGGCCAAGGUGAUGACGCUUGACCGGGUCGGACGACUUGUGGCAUCAUUGCACAAGAUAGAGAAUCAUUUAAUGGGCAAAAGUAUUGUCAUGAGUCGCAUCCAAAUUUAUCGACGACUGGUCAAGCAAUCGCGGGUGCACAUGCUGGCGCAUUCGGAUUGGCUAAAGGACAUGUUCACUGACAUGCUUAGUACUAUUCGCGAUAUCCAGACGCAGGCAAUCAACCUGGGUAUGGAGGCGGGUUAUACGCUGCGGACCGGAAACCAGCUGUUUCGAAAAGUGAUCGAAAUCCUUCAGACUACCAAUGAGGACCAAAGAUAUUCCGAUUUUUACAUCCGGCGCCUUCAAGAGAUGGUCAAGGAUAGGCAGUUUUCAGCCACUGUGCCACAAGUUUGGAGCGUUGUUAUUUUAUGCCUCCGAUGCCCUCUUGAAAGAUGGGAGGACUAUGGGGCUUGGUUCGCUCUUAUUCAAUCCGCCUUCAAUUCUUCCGACACUAGGACUAAAAUCGAGGCAAACUAUGCUUGGAGUAGAUACAUUUAUCUCUCCCUCCACGAUAACCGAGCAACACCAAAGUUACUAGGCACCCUGUGCCAGCCUCUACUGAGUCAAAUCCGACGGAAGGCCACCGCAAAGCAACUCGAGGAGAAUGUGAAGUUGCGGAAGACGGUGAUUUCGGUUUUCUGCACACUCUGCUACUAUGGACUUCGCCCCGGACACGACAGGAUUGCACCAACAGAAAUGUUUUGGGACAGUGCGCUGCACCCCUUUAUAUCGCAGCUGGCCGGAUUAGAUGGCACCCGUGAAGUGCGGCCAGAUGAUCUUUUGCAGGCAUCACGGAUUCUCAUUGGCUUGCUAGACGUGUCGACGCCGGUUGUGUGGAGGGAGGACCGCAUCAUGGAUCUACCGCCAGUCAAGCCAGACGAGCUGCCCUCCAUUGAUUCUAAAUGGAUUAGGAAGAAUUCCGAUAGAAUCUUCAGGCUUGUGGGGCCCUUGUUAGAAAAGAAGCUUCUGGAUAUGGCGAAUAUGGAGAGUUUGCCAUACAGACUAUGGCAAGCAUUGGUGGGAUCGAUCGCCGCUGCUUCAGCCAAAGAUAUCAAAGUCUCCGAGGACACGGCAAAGUUCAUGGCCAGCGCUCUUGGCUUAGUAUCUCGUAUUUGGUCUCAAGGCUGCCUAGAAGGCGACGAUAUCCUAGUUUCCAGGUUCUACCCAAGCGUGCUGAAUCUUCUCAAGACCUUGAUAAACGGGCUAGGGCACCUGCCAUUCACAGAGAAGAGGUUGUCGAUGACAGUCGCAAAUACCUUUGAGCCAAUUGCCACCCCAUCUCAACGGUCCGACCGGUCGGAAAAGUCCAAGGGUCUGGUACGGAACUCCUUGCUUCAUCUUUUCUCCAUAUUAUCUGCUGUUCCUGCAGGCGCUUCGGACGAUCAACACCUUGCAGAUUUCUUCCUGUCUGCCUUCAGCCUAUUCCUUGUUGGCAAGCCAGAUAAGUUCAGGGCGGACCUUACUCGCGAGCUUCUACAACUACUGCCCUCAAAUUCGCUUUCGCCAUUUGCCCCCUGGCUUCUAGGCGCCCAAUCUCUCCAUUCAUCAUACACUGAACGCGCUGCUGCAGGGCCCCCUAGCACAGACAAAAUCCUUGGGCCAGAAUAUCGCGAAGUUGUGUCCCACCUGGAGCUUGGGUUCUCAUCAUACCCCAAUCUCCCUAUUGAGCACUGGUUGACGUUUUUUGAUUCCUUUUCCAAGCAUGUCACUGCUGAGCUUGGCGAUGCCGGUCGUGCAUUGACUGUGACAGAUCCACUGGCCAAGGUGCUUUUGGGCCAGGUUCAGGGCAAGCUGCCACAGCAGUCCCCCAAAGACAUCAAGGCAAUAAAUGCUAUCUUGGGGACUGUCAAAUUUCCGCAUGACAAGAAGGCGCUUGAAGUCGUCCGACGGAAACUCUGGGGCGACGUCCCCAUGUCGAAAAACUCCGUGGACCUCUAUGAUCAUCUUUACAAGCUUCUGAACUUCGAACUCAAAUACUUUUACGACAACCUUGCUGCUCUUGAUGCUGAAGGCCAGAUCGCGGAGUUUUUGACUGCCGUAAACUUCAUAAUUGGUGAUUCAUUUUCGCUGAUGGGAUUUGAAUGCGUUACAAGAGUUCAAGAUGGGUUGUCAGCCUGGUUCCAAGAUGAGAAGUCUCAGCUACCUUCUCAUGAUGAAUCUCCGCUGAGCACUAUUGUACGGAAAAUCUGGAACCAGUUGUGUGCUGAGUUGAGCCGGCAUGAAAAGCUUACCAAGACCCAGUUCGACCAAGUCGAGGGUGCACUGGAAGCAGCUUUCAAGAGUAGACAUGCCUUUAUCGUGAACAGCGCCGUAGAAACCUGGAACGUCAUUGUGAAGGAUGAGGAGGAGCUGGUGUGCUCAGACAGUCUGAAAUCGAUCGUCUCCUCUCUGCGGCCCAAGGCUGAUCUCGUCGUCCCAGGGGAGGUACCGUCAAGUGGAGAGUUUGGCGCACAAGCCACCUCGUUCAUUUCCUCACAGGGGCCCCCAAGCCCGAUUGCUCUAUCAUCAGGAGUAACUCACGAGGGCCACUCUCCGUUGCCGAUGGUUCCAACUAGCCUACCCGAGCUAUCCAAAAGCAGGGUGACCAGGAAGCGACAGUUGCAGCUGGCGCCAGACUUAGACCAAGCGAAACCUAAGAAACGUGUAACAAGGUCUAGUCGAACAAGCACUCCUCGCCUCCGCCACGACAAUUCGCAGAUUCAAUUCGAGCCUAUUGCAUCGUCUUCCCCUGUCCCCGAGGAGUCUCAGCACCUGACGGAGAGACAGAAGGAGACACGAGCAAGACAAGCAGAAGAGGCAGGGUUGUACACAGUCAUGUCAUCUAACCUAUCCAAGGUUGAAACGACGGAUAACGAGGAAGCGAUAAGCAACAACGACGUGGUCCCAUCGAGCAGGGGGAUACCAGUGGAGAAUGCCACACCCCAGAAAGCAGCAUCAUAUGAAGAGAUUAUCAGCUCAACGCCGACCCCUCGACGCGGUCAAGUCAUUCUUCUGGAUGAGGCAAACGAACCUCCAUCUUCACCAAUCGAGCCCCGCCCUUGUCCGUUGUUGUCCGAAAUUCGGUCUCGCUCACGUGCUGGAAGUUCCCUGGAGGGGUGGGAAUUCUCCUCUCCUCCAGGCACUCCGGUUUCCAGUCGCCAGCAAGUGGUUCAAGAUCUUGGGGUUUCGCCCGUGGUACUGACCGCCGAGAGUACUCAACCCAAGGAGAAGCGGAAGUCUAAAGCUAGAAGCAUGACUACCCGCUCUACCAGACGAUCCUCAGCGGCAGCAAAGAAGAAUGCAGCUGAGAAUGACUCUACCCCGAAGAGGCGAGAGGUCUUGGAGGACGUCACGGAGCAGCACAAAAAGCAAUCUGGCGAUGUCUCAGAGGCCCCUAACGCUGAGGCGGAAGAGCCUACGGACGCAAAGAAGGGUUCGGACGGAGCAUUGCCAGCGGCAGCAAACAAGCCGGCAGCAGAUGUAUCAUUUGCCCUUAGCGAUGGAGAUGAGAGUCAAAUGCUGAAGUUCAUCGACGAAAUCGAGUCGAAGCGAGCCAAGACAGCCAUUGGCGAGUUCCAGGCAGUCACUCCCGUCAAGCAGGUCCAGUCCGCCCAGACGCAGAAUGAACCAGACGACAGCCCUAUGGCAGAGGGCACCCCGACUGUCAUUCCGUCAACACCUCUGGAAAUGGGACUCGAUCGGGCAGAACUCCAGGCCAGCGACAAAAAGAGGAAGAGGAAGCGUGGCAGAAGGCCUCCGGGCCAUCGCAAGAAGCGCAAGUCGGUUGAAGUGGCAUCUACUCCGAUGACCUCCCGGGUCGAGGAAGAGAAGGAAGAGGAAGAAGCUCAAGAAGCUUCAGUUUCGCAGCAAAGCGAGCAGCAACAGGACAUACAAGAAGAGGCAGAGCAAGAGCAGCCCGAGGCGAUAGAAGUGAAGGCUGAAGAGGAACCCGAGGUUCAACUGCCACCUCUUAAGAAGAGGUCUGCCCCAUCUACACCUGUGGGCGUCCGGACUAGGAGAAGCGCGCGCAAGGAAGAGCGGGAGCAGAAGGAGAGAGAGGAGGCGAUGAGCCAGGCCUCAAACAAGCUCGAGGAGGCCCAGGCUGCAGAGGACACAGACGAGGAAUUGAUGUCGCAAUUAUUGAGCGAGUCCAAUGCUGUUUCUCAAUCCGAGGAUGGCGGGCACAUUAAGGAAGUACCUUCAACCAUCGAGGACUCUACCGAGGUGACAUCCACGGAUAAGAUGUCCGGCGAGAAAGAAGCGGCAGAGGAAGUCCCGGCCGAGAUCAGCAAGACUGAAGAGCCUAAAGCCGACUCGAUCAUGGAGACUCUUGGCAACGGUCUGGACUUGCUGCGCACCGCAUCCCUGACCCGAGGGGAGGUGAACAAGAUCGAAGACAUGUUCAUGGACAUGAAGCGCGCACUCUACGCCGCAGAGGAGCGCGGGAGACAAUCGUGA